AUGGAUGGGGGUGUGCAGGCACUAGGGAUGGAGUGUGACCAGUCACUAGGGAUGGGGGGGUGUGACCAGGCACUAGGGAUGGAGCACCUUCUGGUCACCUACUCCUACCAAUCAGUGAUCACCUUUGGCGGUUUCCGUGACGACCUGAUGGUGGUAGUGAGCCAGACCAAAGAACAAGGUGGAGGGAAGAAGAGUGUGGAAAAACUGGUCUUCGCAAUGCCCAAACCCAAGAUCUUGGAGUUGACUCUGUUGAUGGCCAGCUACAUUAACUACUGGACGCCCAGCCUCCCUGGCCCCCCUGUAGCCCAGCACCAGUCCCCAGGACCCGUCUCCCCUCUGGGGCCCUGCGGGGCCGGGACAGGGGCUGCAAAGAUGUGGAACUUGGACAGCAGACACUUCCCCUCCAUGACUUACACCACCAAGGGUCCCACUCUACUGUGAAUAUGUCAAACAACAACAGCAGCAACAAUCAACAGCCUUACUCCAGUUUAUUUUCGGGACAAGACGGUUGUGUCCAGUAGGCUCCUUAAAGAAGAAAACAGACUAAAACAUGGAGAAUCUAUACCUGGACCUGGUCAAAUAAUAAAUGUUUGUUUUCCAUUUCAAAACAUUUUUGUAAUGGUGUUCCCUACUGGACAUGACCCAGGACUGAGACACUACUACAGGUUGUUGUGGUAAAGAGGACAUUACUCCACAUAUGUUACUUCACUGAAAAUGGCUGUGGUUCUUCUAUGUUACCCUCAUCCUCUCUAGCCUGAAGUGGAUUCUGUUCCAUAUACACAGGACGUUUCAUUUCUGAAAGAAAAAAACAUUGAACCGUGAAGAAAUGGGAGAUGCAAGAUAUAAUCAUUUGUGGUUCACUUUAUAUGAAGAUGCCGCUCUUCAAAUGUUUGCGUUUUAGUCAGUGCUUAAUUUAGGAAAAAUAUGCUCAUGUUUGAGGACUAUUUGAAAAACAAUUGAGCCUUGAAAAAGGACCAAUACACACCCUACUUCUUGACCUUGGCUGUCUGGCCGUUAUACACACAGCCUCUACUCUUCCCUGCCACUCGUCUCUUCCAGAUACUCUGCAUCCCAAAUGGUUCCCUUUUCCCUAUAUAGUGCACUACUUUUGACUAGGGCCCAUGAGGAAUAGGGUGCCAUUUCACAUACCCUCUGUCUUUUUUAAAGGGAAAAAAGCUGUUAAACAAGGAAAGACUGAAUUUAUUCUGGCUCUUUGGUACCUAAUAUGGAGCUAUGAAGAUUUACGUAUUCCUUAAAUGAUGGAGGCUUAAAGUGGCGUUAACCGGUUUCUGAGGGAAUCUAUUCGACUACAGAGCACUAGUUGUUGCUCACUACCUUCUCCUGACUGGCUUCUGGAGACGCCGUCACGUUAGAAUGACGCUAUCUGACGGAAGACAAUGCAUUAAACUAGUACAAAAUACUUAUACUCUGACAUCAAAUUGUACUUGAUUUUUUCAUUAAGCAAUUGCACAAAAUGUCUGACUUAUAGAUCACAGCAGGCCAGGGCCUGAGGAGGAACAUCCCACUGGGUAAAAACUGGUUGAAUCAAUGUUUCCACUACAUUUGAACCCAAAAAAAUCUAUGUGAUGACAUUGAACUGCCAUGGAAAACGAAUUGGAUUUGGAGAAAGUCACCAACUUUUAAACUAAAUCGAAUGACAUGUUGAAUUUUUUUGUAGAUAUCACGUUGAAUUCACGUUAGUUGACAACUCAACCAAAUGUCAAUCAAAACUAGAUGUUGAACUGAUGUCUGUGCUCCGUGGGAGGCAAGGCGCUAUGACUUAUGGUACUUAUGGUACUGAUAAUGGUAACAUUCUGACCAAGCAAUGUUUUAUAACAAUUUUGACCACAUACUUUUAUUGUGAAGUACAGAGUUACAAUCUUUUUUAAGCUGAUAGAGAAGAAUAGAGAUGGAAUACAAUGUGUCUGUCCGCUGUAUGAGGCUUAGUCUGAGAUAUAUCAACUCAUUUGGUGCCAUGUUCCUACUCCUCCACUACCUGCCUUGACAACCAGGGUUGGGAUCAAUUCCAUUUCCAUUCAGUUACACUGAAAUUCCAAUGUAAAUUCCAAAUCCAGUUUUCCACAUUGCCUUUCAAUUAGAGAAUUUGAAAUGGGAAUUUCAGUUUACUUCUAGAAUUGACUGAAUUGAAAUGGAAUUGACCUCCAGCCUUUUUGACAACACAGUGGAAGGUACUGUUAAUUCAGCCAGGUAGGACUGAUUUAAAUGGAGAGGUCCAGCCACAUAAGAGUGGACUGGUAAGAUUAGAGCUAUUCAAAUGUUAUUAGUGACUUGAAUUGUUUUGGAUGAAACCACUGUCUUGGUCAUUUCCGUGUUAUUUAUUUAAUUUCCUGGUAUUUUGUGGCUUUUUUGUAUGCUGAAAAUUGUUUGUCAGAACUGUUAAAUGUUGAACUGAAACGUUCAAAAUGGCCUUGACUUUGUUUGUCUCAAGUAGCUGAAUAAUUGAACUUGACAGUUUUACGCUGUAUGAAUGCUGUAUGAAAGCUGUAUGAAUGCUGUAUGAAUGCUGUAUGAAAGCUGUAUGAAUGCUGUAUGAAAGCUGUAUGAAUGCUGUAUGAAAGCUGUAUGAAAGCUGUAUGAAUGCUGUAUGAAAGCU
Salvelinus namaycush (lake trout) is the source of this 2614-nucleotide messenger RNA. RefSeq names its product pleckstrin homology domain-containing family H member 1-like. The transcript is spliced from 3 exons. The record is from RefSeq and is a predicted model, not a curated record. Lineage: Eukaryota; Metazoa; Chordata; Actinopteri; Salmoniformes; Salmonidae. The coding region runs from base 1 to 441 and encodes 146 amino acids.